GCUUUGCAAGCAGCGACACCAGCAGGGCAACCAACUAAACCCCCAGAAGCCAUACAUUACAACAUGGUACCAGAACCACGAGCAUUCUACCGUCUCUGGCAGGAAGAGCGCGUCCUCGAAGGCAUAUAUGUAGUUUUGUCCAAACAAGACGUAUGCUCUCUCAGGCUCACGAACUCGGCCUGCUGCAAUCUUGUUACCAAGCGCAUCUUCCGUCGAACCCACCUGACGUUUACGGCCACCUCUUUUACCAAGGCAUCGAGAAUUAAGGCCUUGUCGAGGAUCGGACACCACAUCCAGCACCUGAUUUUUACUUUUGCACACUCUGAAAGUACCUUCCUGCCCCCUCUGGUACACCCAAUUACGGGCCAUGAAAUCAGCUUUCUCUACACGCCCUACACCCAUAUGGCCUCUUCCCUCAGCAGGGUAAAAAAUGGCAACUCGGACCUCGCCGAUGUGCUUACUCAACAGUACCCUCCACUGUUCCACUCUGCGACCAACGUGCCAUCCUUUAUCAACGCCUUUAAGAACCUGCCUAACGUGCGCCAUCUAACCAUUCGCUGCCCUGGUCAGGAAGCCAGAGAGCGCUACAGGCGAAGUAUUGUGGACUAUGCACUUAUCAGUCUUCGUAUUUGUAUGGAGCGUGCACCCCUGGAUAAGUUGAGCAAGCUCACGCUCUCAUCGGUCCACCCUUCAGCUUUUUUAUACCUCAGACACGCACCUGGCUUUGGAUGUCUCCCUUCGGCCAGCCGCAGAUGGCGCCAAAUUCAGAAGCUUUACGUGCAGGUGGACUCAUGGGACUUUUACGGUCCAUCACCCGGCCUCGACCACCUAAAGAUCAUCGAGGACUACAUCCGCCUUUUCGCCCCGAACCUUUCAAAGUUCUCCUUUACAUGGCUCGGCAGCGGAGGACCAUGCCCAAUUGCACUAUCAGACGACCCCAUGGUUUCACCCCCGCCCGGCUUCCAGAAGCUUUCCAAUGAGUCCGCAUUUCCCAUAAGCCCGCUACUUCCGUGCCAUGGACGGAAGCCAAUUACCUUUCCUAGGCUUAGACAGCUGUCAAUUCGCAAUGCAACCAUGAGUGCGACCCAGACGUCGAUCCUGUUUCGAACUCAUCAGAGCUCCGUCCGCGAUUUUGAUUUUGAGAAACACGAGAGAGACCAUUACAAGGCAACUGAUCUCAGCCAUCGUCGUACUAGCUCUCCACCGCACGCCGAGAAACAAAACCAAAGAAAAUCCAAACGAGAAAAUCAUCUUGGUGAGCCCUCACCGGUAAAGCGCAAUCUGGAGCAGGAGGAGGCGCACCGGCGUCUGGCUGAGGACCCCAAUGCACUAAAGUCGGAGUUGCAAAAGGCAAAGGCGAUGUUGAAGUCCAGGCUCAUGCGUGAGUCCUGUACCGGUCUCCCGCAGUCCCCGGCUGUGCUGUGCGCCAGGGAUGCGAUGCGCAUGAGUGCUGGUACAAGGCCUUGA
Pyricularia pennisetigena is the source of this 1467-nucleotide messenger RNA. RefSeq lists its product as uncharacterized. NCBI's taxonomy places the organism in Eukaryota, Fungi, Ascomycota, Sordariomycetes, Magnaporthales, Pyriculariaceae. The record is from RefSeq and is a predicted model, not a curated record. The transcript has a single exon. Bases 64 to 1467 code for a protein of 467 amino acids.